Ogataea polymorpha is the source of this 4893-nucleotide messenger RNA. RefSeq lists its product as uncharacterized. NCBI's taxonomy places the organism in Eukaryota, Fungi, Ascomycota, Pichiomycetes, Pichiales, Pichiaceae. Gene Ontology annotation, molecular function: long-chain fatty acid-CoA ligase activity; long-chain fatty acid transmembrane transporter activity. The transcript is spliced from 2 exons. Bases 287 to 2257 code for a protein of 656 amino acids. The record is from RefSeq and is a predicted model, not a curated record.
ACUGUUCCUACAAUGUCAGCUAUCGCCAGUGUCGCAAUAAAUUCAGCCAAAGCUGCAAGCAAAAGCAUUGGCCCAAACCCCCUUUUCAGAGAACUUGGUGUCCACGCCCAGCAGCUCGCAAUAUGGGGUAUCGGACUGGGUAGCUUCCUCUAUUGGCCCAUCAUGGUGGCAAACGCUAACAGAAAGGGUUACUGGCACUUGUAACCGGAAAAACUGCUCUGGUGUGAUUUUCCGCGAAAUAAUUUUGCAUAUAUAGAUAAAGUCUAAUUAUCAAUCAAUAUUCUCGAUGUUUAUAAUAACAGGCGCUCUGGCGCUGCUUGUUCUGCUUGUUGUUUUCAGGACUCGCUUUGUUGAGUAUUCAGUCAGCUGGGACAAAAAGUAUCGCCUUCGAGAAGAUCUCUACCUGGCACCUGUCAUCAUCUAUCAAUUCGUCCGUCAUUUUUACCAUUGUUAUGUCACCAAACGCGUUUCUCUAUGGUACACCUUAGAAUACUCCAUGAAGAAGCACGCUCAGAAGACUGCCCUCAUAUUUUUACGGCCAGCGGCUGCCAAGGGCAAAUUUGACAUUGAGAAGUAUACCUAUGCGGAACUUUACGGGCUCGUUCUCCGCUUGUCUCAUAUUUUGAAAACAGAGUACGGAGUCGAAAGAAAUGACAUCGUGUCUCUAUAUAUGAACAAUAGCCCACUGUUCAUUAUCAUGUGGCUUGCGCUGUGGAAUCUAGGUGCAAUUCCAUGUUUCCAAAACAAUAACCUGGCCCAUAAAGCUCUGGUCCAUUCGCUUUCUGUUGUUGACUCUAGACUCGUUUUUGUGGACGAGGAAUGUCAAAGCCUUUUUGAUGAGACUAAGGACGAAAUCUCUGAAAAGAUUCCUGAUUUGAGAUGUAUCUAUGUUGAUCAAAAGCAGUGGCUCAAGAGUAUCGAAAAUCCUUCGUCUCCCAGUUUCAGACUCGAUAACGCAGAACGUGAUAAAAAUCUGCUAUACUACAAUCCUGCGGUUCUGAUUUUCACUAGCGGAACCUCUGGAUUACCAAAAUCUGCUGUCAACUCGUGGCGAAAAGUAUUCUUUGCUUCAUUUUUUUUCCCCCAUGCCAUGAGACUGAGCAGUUCCACCAACAUGUACACCGCCAUGCCACUAUACCACGGUACUGCGUCCAUACUUGGUGUGCUCCCGAUUUUGGCCCACGGUGGCACGCUUUCUUUGGGCACUAAAUUUUCUCUCUCUUCCUACUGGACUCAAGUCAGACUUGCCGGAGCCAACACUAUCCAAUACGUGGGUGAGGUGUGUCGCUACUUACUUAAUGGGCCAGCUACAGAGGACGAAAAAUGGUGUCAUGGAAAAGUCAGACUUGCUGUUGGAAACGGUUUGCGUGCUGAUAUCUGGACCAAGUUCAAGGAAAGAUUUAAGAUCCCUGCUAUAGGAGAAUUCUAUGCCAGUAGCGAGGCUCCUUUCGCUACCACAUGCUACGAGCAAUACGGUAUUGGUGUCGGCUGUAUCAGAAAUCAGGGAUGGCUGGCAGAUAAAGUUCUGAGCGUGAUGUAUUGCCUCGUCAAGACAGAAAAGGACGACGACGCAACGUUAUACAGAAAUGAACAGGGCUAUUGCGAAAAACCUCGCCCAGGAGAAAACGCCGAACUCUUGAUGCACGUCUUGAACCCAAAAAAUAUCAAAGCCACCUUCCCAGGAUAUGUCAACAACGAGGAUGCAACUUACUCCAAGAUUGUGCGCAAUGUUUUUCGCAAAGGUGACGCAUGGAUCAGAACCGAUGAUCUUUUUCAGUACGAUGAGUAUGGUUGCAUCAAGUUUGUCGAUAGACUGGGAGACACGUACCGGUGGAAAUCUGAGAAUGUGAGCACCACUCAGGUGGAAAACUGCUUACAAUCGCAUCCUUCAAUUGAUGUCAGUGUUGUGGUGGGAGCAAGGGUUCCUAAUCAUGAAGGCCGCUGCGGCUACGCUAUUCUUCAGACCAAGUCCAGAAACCAGGAAUCCAACGACGAGAGAAGAAAACUGCUCUUGGAGCUGGGAGAAGUGGUCUGCUCACAAUUACCUCAUUUUGCACGCCCGUGCUUUGUCAGAUUUGACAUCAUUGAGCAUACCCACAACCACAAGAUAUCCAAGAAGAGAUUUAGAGAUCCUGUGUUGCCGUUUGGUCCUUGCAAUAAAGACACGGUGUACUACCUCAACCUCAGCACUAAAAAAUAUGAGCCGCUCACAGAGGAAAUAUACCAGGGCAUUGCAUCCGGAUCAAUACGAAUUUGAAAAAUUACGUGCGGCGUUGCCGCAAACCCGUGCACCUUAAAUUUUUUCCAAGUCUAAUAGAACAGAAUUUAGUCAUCCAUUUCCAUUUAUAUAAGUCGAAUCAUAAAUCCGGAACUUAGUAUUUGAACCAAAUUACGAUGCCAGCGCCAACCGCACCCCACAGCAGAAUGUUCAUGGAAAAUCCACAUGUUGGAGAUAGAUCCCGUCUAGAAGACUGGAGAAUUAGAGGCUACAAUCCACUGACUCCUCCAGAUCUUCUUCAACAUGAAUACCCACUGACCAGCAAAUCUGAGAAGAACAUCUUGGAAGGAAGAGAAGAUGCGUGUAAUAUUCUCAAUGGACACGACGACAGACUUCUGGUAGUUAUUGGACCAUGCUCCCUUCAUGACCCCGAGGCUGCUCUUGAUUAUUGCAACAGACUGUCGGCUUUCAAAGAAAAAGUGAAAGGAGAACUGCACAUUGUUAUGAGAGCAUAUCUUGAAAAGCCUCGUACUACUGUCGGCUGGAAAGGUUUGAUCAACGACCCAGAUAUUGAUGGAUCUUUCAACAUCAACAAGGGACUCAGAAUCGCCAGAGAAUUAUUUGUCAGACUCACAGAAAAGCUGCCGAUUGCUGGUGAGAUGUUGGACACUAUCUCUCCUCAAUUCUUGAGCGAUUUGUUUUCUGUUGGCGCCAUUGGAGCUCGUACAACGGAGUCCCAACUACACAGAGAACUGGCGUCAGGUCUGUCUUUCCCCGUUGGUUUCAAGAAUGGAACGGACGGCUCGCUAGGCGUGGCCGUCGACGCUAUGCGUGCUGCCGCCCACCCCCACCACUUUUUGUCGGUUACCAAGCCAGGUGUCGUUGCCAUUGUUGGUACGGAAGGAAAUAAGGACACUUUUAUCAUCCUACGCGGUGGUAAGAAGGGUACCAACUACGACGAACAGAGCGUAAAGGAGGCAGAGCAAGCGUUGAGCAAGGCCGGGAUUCUCAAAGAGGGAGAAGCCAGAAUAAUGGUGGAUUGCUCCCAUGGCAACUCUUGCAAAGACCACCGUAACCAACCAAAGGUCGCUGCUGAAAUUUCCCGCCAGCUCAGAAAUGGUAAUACCAGCAUCUGUGGUGUCAUGAUCGAAAGCAAUAUCAACGAAGGAAGACAGGACGUGCCAUCACUUGAGGAAGGAGGAAAGGACGCCUUGAAGUAUGGCUGCUCCAUAACUGACGCUUGCAUUGGCUGGGAAAGCACCGAGGAAGUGCUGGAGAUGCUAGCAGAGGCCGUGAAAGAACGCAGAUCGCUCAAGAACAAAAAUUAAGGAGGGUAUUUGGGAACGUUUAUCUGUUUAUAUGGUCUGAAAUGGUUUUAUACAAGAGUUAGUAACGUAGAUCAUAACAUUUGGCUGAGAAUCGUGGAUGCAAUUUUCACGCCUGGGCUGAUAUGUCGGUGGCUAAAGUCUGACAGUUGAGUGGUGUGGCUGGUCAGGUUCUCAAGCUCCUUGGCCAUUUGCUCCUUCACUGACUUGUUCUUCGUGAUCACCACCGCAUUUGUUUCGAGGUCCAAGGCAUAAGCUCUACGAGUGUAGUUUGAGGAGCCUAUAACCGUUAUACUAGGCAUAUUCUCUCCUGAGAGUGACAACCAGAGUCCUUUGGCAUGGUAGGACCAUCCAGUGGGUGUAUUGACAAUGCCAUUCCGCCAUUCCAAAAGUCUAACACAGUCUUUGCGGCGCACUUGAUCUAAAAACAAUUGUGCUUUGUAGAGGUAUGCGUCCGGAAGGUACUUGGAAAUACCUUUUGAUUUAUAGAACGAGUUUGCCUCUGGAGCUGCAGUGAUAACAGUUCCUUGAGCAUGCGACUCAAUAAACCUGGAGCUGAUUUCAGGAUGGAUAUUGAAAUAUCCAGCAGUAAAAGCCCACUUUACGUCGGGAUCAUUGAGGAGUGUCAGCAAGCGCAGAAUUGCAGGCUUUUCAGUGGACCUAUCUGGAUUCAUGAUUGGUUUCAGCGAAGAAACAGGAUAGACGAUAAUCUCAGGGUCAUCAAGGUAUUCAGGUUUGGUAACGGGGCUUCUCAGAAGCGGUUGAACGAGCCUGGUGGACUCUUUGAUGAACCUUUCAACGUUGAGAUGAGGCUCUGAGGCAAAGUUAGACGAUGGCCAUUCUAGGGUAUAUUUUUCAGAGGUUUUGGAAGGUACUAGCUGGUAACUUAUAGAGCUGACUGCUUUUUGCAGGCCAAAAUAGUAGUCCGCUAAAGGUGCAUUCUUGAACAGAUAGUACCUGUCCUGACGGUUGGUAAAGUAGUCUUCCGAGAGGUUUGCACCUGUCAGUACCACUUCUUUGUCAAAUCCACAUAUCUUCAUAUGUUGCAGUCCCCAUCCCUCGUUUAUUCUUUUUGGAAGCAGUGCUUUUUUGAUGCCUGAAAGAUGCGGGGUAUGAUAGAAACGAAUGUUGACUCGCUCCUUGCCAAAUUGUUCCACAAGCGGUGCUAAGAGCGAUGCUGGACUGGGAUUAGGAGACUCUCGCGUGGAACGAAGAUAAUCGACAAGGAUGUCGACUUUGAGCUCAGGCUUCUCAGACAAUGAGUCUUGCAGACAUUCGACAAGCUCGUACUGAGUUUUUCCAAUGUAAAGGGAUGAGAGGAAUAUACGAUUCUCCGCAGAUUUGAUUUUU